Rhagoletis pomonella (apple maggot) is the source of this 3985-nucleotide messenger RNA. Its product is annotated as zinc transporter 9-like. Gene Ontology annotation, molecular function: monoatomic cation transmembrane transporter activity. The record is from RefSeq and is a predicted model, not a curated record. Gene Ontology annotation, cellular component: membrane. Gene Ontology annotation, biological process: transmembrane transport; zinc ion transport. The transcript has 13 exons. Lineage: Eukaryota; Metazoa; Arthropoda; Insecta; Diptera; Tephritidae. Bases 492 to 2645 code for a protein of 717 amino acids.
CGGUAUAAAAACAACAAAAAGCGGAGUUGUCAAAAAUUCUGACAUUUGGCAAGUUCAGGAAAAUUGUUAUAAAUUUAUUGGUUUUCUGGAGCAAUUUUAAUAUUCUUCACAAUUCAAUUGUUUGCACUUUACGAUUGAAAAUGAGACUUAGCCUUGGUUAAAAUUGAUAGAAAUAGUCCUUUUCAACAAAAAAACUGUGGACUCUUCGAAUUUGACGCAGCCUGCUUAGGCUGCUGGCCGAUGACGUAGUGUUCCUUGGUGUAUUGGUUGGCGGAGGCAGCAGAAAAGAAGGAAGAACCAUAGCAGUACAAACACUUCGAUAACAAAAAGACUUUCCAACGAGUGCAGAGUACUUUCAAUUGUUUUGCAUCAUUGACUAGCCAGGUAAAGAGCGUAUUUCGUGUACUAACACUUGCAAAAAAGCAUUCAGCUGUGCUGCUUGGUGAACUGUGACAGAACACUUAAUACAUUGGUGUUGUUCGGAAGGCAUUAUGCUACCGCGUACAACAGAACUUUUGCGCUUGUUGCAUUUGAGGCAGCGUUUCUUUGGGCGUCGAGGCUUGCAUGGAAUGGAGUGUAUCAAUAGCAUCCUGAUUAAACGGUUUAAUAACCGCUUGAACGCAUAUGAUGUCAUAUAUUUCGCAAACAAAAGGUUGUCGAAGAAUUGUGCAAUUUCUUUUAUUGGGGGUCGCUCAUACUCCAAGAAGGAAGUGAAGGCACUUUCUGCAACGGCUGUGUCUAGCUCACCCACAAGUAUUGGCAAUGAGGCUACAUCAAAAGUGAAAACUACCAAAAAAUCGGCUACUGAACCUAAGCAAAUAAUCAAAACUGCCUCGAGCGCCAAUAUAGCUCCUGCGCUACAGCCUGCAACAGGGGGUGAAACUACAAAAACAUUAGAAAUCAAAACCUCCAAAGGCCCUCUCUUAAUCACGACGACAUUUGAAGAUUCCAAAAUUAAUGAUAUAGUGAUUGAGAAAACGAAGGCUCCUGUUACAGACUUACCAAUACCACCGGCCAAAAUAUCAGUAAAUGAGUUGUUAAAGGAAACAGCGCAGGCAGCGGCUGCACAAUUGCAAACGUCGCCUACAAUAGAUGCAGCCGCAACCGCAGCUACGGUGGCAGCAGCAACGGCAAAGGCUAAAGCAGCCAUAGCCAAAGUCGUUACACCUCCAGAGGCAGUCAAAGUGACAGCAAAUAGUGCGCAGGCACAGUCAUCACCUACAGCUCAGAUUACUGCAACGAGCACACACACUGCUGAAGCUGUCAUGCAGAAGCCCAAACGUGUGUUAGUAGACUUUAAUCGCUCCUCCCUGGAGCGCAAUUUUAUUACACCAACGCGCGCAAUGAGCGACUUUCUGCUGAAGGCCUCCGACCUAGACAGUCUAUCAAAAAUAAAACGACGCUCGCCAUACGAACAAGAGCCACCCAUAACCGUGUUUUGGCGCAAAGAUGUGGAAGCGAAGGCUAUAGGUGUCUGGGGUUCACGCGAGAAUUUGUUGAAGGAACAACUUAAGCGUGAGAUAGAACGAAAGAAGCAUCAACAAAAUCUCUUCACAGUUAAGCGGCGUUUGCGCGACUACCGACGUGAAAUCGGCGCACGCACGGUUGUGGUCGAUGCGGAGCCUGGCUUGACAGGGAAAUCGGGCAAAGUUGUGCUCAUAGCAAUUGGCAUCAAUAGCUUGAAUUUUCUGUUUAAGGCCUGCGGUUGGGCGUAUACCGGCUCACAUAGUAUGUUUGCUGAAAGCAUACACUCACUGGCCGAUACAAUAAAUCAACUUAUCUUAGCCUAUGGCAUACACAAGUCCACACAAAUGGCAGACUCGGAUCAUCCUUAUGGCUAUAGUAAUAUGAAAUACGUUUCUUCGCUCAUUUCGGGUGUUGGCAUAUUUUGUGUGGGCGCUGGCCUGUCAGUGUAUCACGGCAUCACAGGACUCUUGCAUCCGGUACCAGUAGAAGAUUUCUUCUGGGCCUUCUUUAUACUCGGCGGUUCGCUGGUGUCUGAGGGCGCUACGCUCAUAGUGGCUUUGAAUGAAUUGCAGCGCGCGGCCAAGUGUAAUGGCGUAUCGUUUAAGGAGUAUGUACUGAGCGGUAAGGAUCCCUGUGUUAACGUUGUGCUCACUGAGGAUGCUGCUGCGGUAACGAGCGUAGCUGUGGCGGCAACCUGCAUGGGGCUCACUUCAUUUACUGGCUUGCCGGUGUUUGAUGCUGUCGGUUCAUUGCUGGUUGGCGGCAUUUUGGGUGCCGUGGCCUCCUUUAUUAUCUACACAAAUGCAGCGGCGCUUGUGGGCAAAUCAAUAUCGGAAGAUUUAUUGAACAAAAUCAAUGCUGAGCUGGAAAGUGAUGUGAUGAUUCGCGCCAUACAUGAUGUUAAAGGUAUUGAUAUGGGAAAUUCACUAGUACGCUACAAGGCCGAAAUGGAUUUCGAUGGCCGCGAGUUGACGCGCUCAUAUUUGGACAAACAAGAUCUAAACGAUCUCUUACAGACAGUUCAAUCAUUCCAGAAAGUUGAAGAAUUGGAGGCAUUCUUACUCAAACACGGCGAAAAUAUUGUUGACCUCAUGGGUGGCGAAAUCGAUCGAAUAGAAAUGAAGCUAAGGAAGAAAUUCCCCGAAAUACGACAUUGUGAUCUAGAAAUUUUUUUUUAGAUCAGCACAAUGAGAAACGAAAGCAAUUCUGGUUUUAAGUUACACCUUUACUGCACCUUUUCAAGCAAAUUCUGAGAUGAACUGCACUCAAACGAAAUCUAAACUAGAAAACUUUUGGGCCGACAGAGUAUAGACAUUCCUUAAUACGGUUAGUUGAAUCAAAAGCUGGCUGCAUCCCAACGUCAUUGGAAGCAAUUAGUUGAAAGGCCGUUCACACCAGGCGAUUGCUGCUUUCAACUAAAAGUUGCCUGUAAAAUUGCCACAUACGAACACCGUAUAAGAGACAUUCAUCAAUACGACAAGUCAAGACACACUAUCCUCUUGAGUUCUCGUCUCGGUAAUGCCAUAAUUUGAACCCAAUCCCCACCUGUAGCAGAAGAAAAGCUCCAGUUGCCUUGUGAGACCCCCGUCAUUCUGGACGUAGCAGGUUAAUCUACUUAUCCAGAAUCAACACCGACAUUAUCCAACACAUGUUCAGCUUGUCACUGGUCGCUUAAAACUACUCAACUAAGAACCCGCUAGCCCUGAUCCGAUUCCUCUGGAAACUUCCGAAUUGCUGUAACCUUGAAUCCGGUGGUAGUAAACUACAGAGGACUGGAGGAACUCUAGGACGUUAACAGUUUGAUACUCAUUAAAUUCUUCGAAAAACGUAUACAGACCCUUACUUAGAAUAGUUCACACGAAGGUCCCCUAAGCCCUCUCAUCUGAGUUCGACAUCGUCCAUGUUCCUGCGCUAUAUAAAAGGACGGGAAUGAUGAGAACACGUGGCCCAAACUGGCCACCUGUGAGAGACCAGUCCGGUGGAUCUGCCAAAGCGUUCCCCCACUAUAGUUACAAUAUCGGUCUGCAUAUUGUAGCAGCUUUAAACUGUUACUUAUCCAGACUAGACUCGAAGUACCAAAUAUAUGUCCGGCAUGUGAAGGCUCUCCCCAAGACACGAACCCCCUCUUCAAACGCUCCCUCAACCCAACUUAACACACACUCAUCUCCUUCUGGUCCGACCCCGACGAAACGUUUCCUGGGCCCAACGUAUGUUGGGCUUGAUGACAACGAUUGAAGGAUUAGCCGAUUCUAGGCAGGGCUAAGAUUGAACCGGCUAACAUCGGCUCGGAGGAAGCAAACGUCUCACGAGACAAUACAUGGUUAUUGCCAGCUCAGGAUUGUGUAGUUACUUAAAUCGACAACUCCCCCACCACACACCAAAGUGCUAAAAAUAUGCCUAGCAGGAAAUUGUCGAUGAUACCUGACGAAGGUUCAUUGGGGUAUUUUUUCCAAACUUUAAGACAUUAUUGAUUCUCAAGGUUUGAUCAAACAUUGAAUAAAGAUUGAUUUCAAAUUGA